AUGUCAAGUGCAUCAGCAGCGGCUGCGAGCAACAACGAUAAAAAGCACGUAGCUUUCGCUCCCGAGGAUAUAUCUGCUCAGCGUAGCACGAGAAAGUCGACAGGCGCCAAACGGUCUUCCCCCGCCUCGUCUUACCGUCCCAAUGCGCCGCGUAAGGUCUUCGGGUUUCUGGUGACGGAAGACUGCAUGAGAGCAUACUAUCGCCUCCAUCCCGAGGACGUCUACCUCCCCAACUGGCAUCCCGACCCGAAGAAACGUGCCUCCCAGAUAGUCGCAGUCAAAGACAUGCUCGAGUGGGAUAUUCCUCAGGCUUGCCGGGAACGCUUUCCUUCUCUGCCCCAAUUCAAGGAGAUUAGGAUCGGCGUGACGGACGGGCGCCGGUACGGCAGUGCGGUCAUUUUGGCGGACACAAUCUCGAAAGACACCGCAUCUCCUCCUCCACCUCACGUCAUCGAAGAGGUGGCGAAGUUCAUAGGUCAGGAGGGUAUUGAGCCGGAGUGGUUUGUGGUAGAUGUCACUGCCGAAUUGUGGCGUGUUUGGGUUGCAACUUCGAGAGCACUUCUGCAGGUGCCAUAA
Messenger RNA from Schizophyllum commune H4-8, 576 nucleotides. RefSeq lists its product as uncharacterized. The transcript has 2 exons. Bases 1 to 576 code for a protein of 191 amino acids. The record is from RefSeq and is a predicted model, not a curated record. NCBI's taxonomy places the organism in Eukaryota, Fungi, Basidiomycota, Agaricomycetes, Agaricales, Schizophyllaceae.